AUGGGAGAGAACGGAACCGCGAAGGACCACGAACAAGAAUUUCAUGAAGUGUUGAAGAAGAUUAUCCUAACGGUAUUCCGUCUCAGCAGGGUUCGGAGUUUGUUAGGCACCAACCCACUUGAAAUGCUGCCACCUCAACGUGUGACAUAG
Messenger RNA from Paraglomus brasilianum, 150 nucleotides. The record is from the annotation of a GenBank genome assembly. Lineage: Eukaryota; Fungi; Glomeromycota; Glomeromycetes; Paraglomerales; Paraglomeraceae.